ACAUUUAACAUGAAAUGCACAGUACUUGCUGUUAGAGCAAUACGAGGUUGAAAUAUUUGAGAUGGGCAUGCCGGGGCGAAUCGGCAAAGUGCUGCCAAAUCAGGUCGGAUCAUCAGCUGUGCCUUCUGCAGUCUCUCAGAUUCAACGAUGUCGAGACAAGGUGGAAAGCUGAAGCCUCUAAAGGCACCAAAGAAGGAUCACAAGGAGGAGGAUGAAGAUGACAAGGCCUUCAAGGAGAAGAAGAAGGCCGAAGAGGCUGCUGCGAAGGCUUUAAGGGAAAAAGCUCUCAAGGAUCGGGAAAGAAAUAGAAGGAUGAUUACUCUGUUGCACUCUUGUAUCAUCAGUCUCCAUGGUCAUCAACGAUCUUUCCAUUCAGUCUUAGCCUAUACUGGAUGGCUUGUAAAGCCCACUAUCUGCUGCUAUGAAACACAUGUUCUUGUAUUGAGUUGCAACCGGCAAGGAGGGGAGCAGAAGACUCUUCAGAAUCAGAUCCUUAGAUUAUGACAUCGCCUCGAGGUAACCUUUGGGCUGGGCCUUCCCUAC
This is a messenger RNA of Suillus subalutaceus, 543 nucleotides long. Its product is annotated as translation machinery associated TMA7-domain-containing protein. The coding region runs from base 148 to 504 and encodes 118 amino acids. Lineage: Eukaryota; Fungi; Basidiomycota; Agaricomycetes; Boletales; Suillaceae. The transcript has 4 exons. The record is from RefSeq and is a predicted model, not a curated record.